AUGACUGCGACCGACGCCUGCUGGUGGCUGAACACUUGGAAGAAGCUUGAUAAUGAGUGGGAGGCAAUAAGCUCCAGAGGCCAGAAGCAGUUAGCUAAUGCGGCAGAUAGCUUACAGAAAACCACAUAUUUCUCAGGCGAGCACAGAGGUACGCUGUCAUGCUGUGAAUCACUGCAUUACCGUGUGUCCUCUCGUUUAUGGGAAUUGGCGCAUCGGUGCAGCACACGUCUUGAAGAAGAAGUGAAGGACCUGGCAGAAAUUUACUUGCGGAUGCAGCGCUUAAUUCUUGAUACCCCUACAAAACAGCUGACAGAAAAGCGCAGACAACGAUAUGAGGCUAUUUUGCUCGAGGUGUUGGCUAUGUACCAGCACGAGCUGAUGGCCAAGUCGCUGAUCGCCGCUGGCAUCUUUGAAACUUUUAAUCAUGAUGUAUUGACGAUGUACUUGGCAUCAUGGCAAAUGCAGCCACACAUUAAUCGACAGCGUCUGCAGGAGCUCGAGACGCUCAUUCGGAACGACGCCUACUAUUGUGCAUAG
This is a messenger RNA of Plasmopara halstedii, 537 nucleotides long. RefSeq lists its product as uncharacterized. The record is from RefSeq and is a predicted model, not a curated record. The coding region runs from base 1 to 537 and encodes 178 amino acids. NCBI's taxonomy places the organism in Eukaryota, Oomycota, Peronosporomycetes, Peronosporales, Peronosporaceae. The transcript is spliced from 5 exons.